Hemiscyllium ocellatum (epaulette shark) is the source of this 2872-nucleotide messenger RNA. RefSeq names its product potassium voltage-gated channel subfamily KQT member 2 (gene kcnq2b). Gene Ontology annotation, molecular function: voltage-gated potassium channel activity. NCBI's taxonomy places the organism in Eukaryota, Metazoa, Chordata, Chondrichthyes, Orectolobiformes, Hemiscylliidae. Gene Ontology annotation, biological process: transmembrane transport; potassium ion transport. The record is from RefSeq and is a predicted model, not a curated record. The transcript is spliced from 17 exons. The coding region runs from base 88 to 2829 and encodes 913 amino acids. Gene Ontology annotation, cellular component: membrane.
CACGCCCUCCCCCCCCCUUAGGGGGGGCAGAGCCAGUGCACAGCAUGAUCCCAGGGAAUCCCCGCUGGAGGCGGCCGGCGAGCUGAGAUGGUGCAGAAACCCAAGAGGAACGGGGAGGCUGGUGCCGGCCCCGGGGAGAAGCGGCUCCGGGUGGGCUUCGUCGGUAUCGAUGGAGGCCCCGAGGCUGCGCUCAGCGCCGGGGCGGACUCCUCCUGUACCCGGGACGGAGCUCUGCUCAUCGCCGGCUCGGAGGGGACCAAACGCGGCAGCAUCCUGGGCAAACCGCGCUCCGGUGGGCGCAAGCGACCCAAAAGGAACGCGUUCUACAGAAAACUGCAGAACUUUAUGUACAAUGUCCUGGAGAGACCCCGGGGAUGGGCUUUCAUCUACCACGCUUAUGUUUUUUUACUAGUCUUCUCUUGUCUGGUGCUGUCAGUUUUCUCCACGAUCAAAGACUAUGAGCAGCGAUCAGAAGGAGCUCUGUAUAUACUGGAAAUCGUGACGAUUGUGGUGUUUGGUGUGGAGUAUACGGUACGGAUCUGGUCUGCUGGCUGCUGCUGUCGGUACCGAGGAUGGCGAGGGCGACUGAAGUUUGCACGGAAACCGUUCUGUGUGAUCGAUGUCAUGGUUCUUGUGGCCUCCAUCGCUGUCCUUGCGGCAGGGACACAGGGCAAUGUCUUUGCCACGUCAGCCUUGAGGAGCUUGAGGUUUCUCCAGAUCUUACGGAUGAUCCGUAUGGACCGGAGAGGGGGCACCUGGAAACUGCUGGGAUCGGUCGUCUAUGCACACAGCAAGGAGCUGAUCACUGCUUGGUAUAUUGGCUUCCUGUGCCUCAUUCUCGCCUCUUUCCUGGUCUAUCUCGCCGAGAAAGAUGACAACCAAGAUUUUGCAACGUAUGCGGAUGCCCUGUGGUGGGGUUUGAUCACCCUGACAACCAUUGGAUAUGGAGACAAGUAUCCAGUCACAUGGAAUGGUCGACUCUUGGCCGCGACAUUUACUCUCAUCGGGGUCUCUUUCUUUGCCUUGCCAGCGGGAAUUCUGGGUUCUGGCUUUGCUCUGAAGGUUCAGGAGCAACAUCGACAGAAACACUUUGAGAAGCGGCGGAAUCCCGCAGCUGGCCUCAUUCAGGCUGCCUGGCGAUAUUACUCCACCAGUCUGGGCCGGACGGACCUCCAUGCCACUUGGCAGUGCUUUGAGCAGACAUUGACAGUCCCAAUGUACAGGCUGAUCCCUCCACUCAACCAGCUUGACUUACUACGGAACCUCAAGAGCAAAUCGGGACUCACUUUCAGGAAGGAGACUCUGGAGACCACACCCAGUAAACACAAAUCACGUCGUGAUUCCAUGUGUGGAAUGUGCUGUUCGGGAGAUCCUAGCAACAAGGUCAGCCUGAGGGAGCGGUUUUCCAGCCCUAAGGGACCCAGCAGCAAAGGGAAAGGUUCCCCUCAGAGCACCAUGCGCCGCUCACCGAGUGCAGAGCAGACCAUCGAGGACAGUCCAGACAAGGUGCACAAAAGCUGGAGCUUCACCGACAGAACGCGCUUCAGGCACACCUUCCGGCUGAAAGGAGCAGGCUCACGACAGAACUCCGAGGACCAUUCCAGUCUCCCUGAAGAGGACAUGCCAGACAACAGGAGCUGUCAGUGUGAGUUCAUCACAGAUGACCUCACCCCUGGACUGAAGGUUUCAAUCCGAGCCAUGUGCAUUAUGCGAUUUCUUGUUUCGAAACGGAAGUUCAAGGAGAGUUUGCGACCGUACGAUGUCAUGGAUGUAAUCGAGCAGUAUUCUGCAGGCCACCUGGACAUGCUCUCCAGAAUCAAAAACCUCCAAUCCAGGAUAGAUAUGAUUGUGGGUCCCCCACCCCCUUCAACUCCCCGGCAUAAGAAGUUAAAGGGAAUCCUCACCACUUCUAAAGAUUCAAUCCAAUACUCUCCUAGAGUCGACCAGAUUGUAGGCCGCGGUCCUCAACUCCAGGAGAAGGACCGCACCAAGAUCCCAACGGAGCCUGAGGUCCCCGAAGACCCGAGUAUGAUGGGACGUCUUGGGAAAAUGGAAAGACAGGUCCAUUCGAUGGAGAAGAAGCUGGAUUUCCUGGUGAACAUAUACAUGCAGCGGAUGGGGAUCCCGCAAUCCGAGACCGAGGCAUACUUUAUUUCCAAAGAGCCGGACCCAGCUCCUCCGUACCACAGUCCCGUGGACAACCGGGAACUCUGUGACAGGAACACAAACACCAACAAAAUGUUGCGGUCGUGCAGCCUAACCGCACACAAGACGUACCCUGGACUCGGUGUACCAACGCUGGCUCCAAAUGGCUGUCCACCAUCAACCUCAUCCCACCAACACUCAGCCAAUGGCCUGAGCCGGCGGAGCCAUGACACUCUGACCUUCAUGACCUCUCCAGUUGGCGACGGCACAACCUUUGUCAGAAUCCCGCCCCCACCCUCUGUGUCGCAUGAGAAGAUUUCGGGACAUGGCGGCUGCGGUAGGGGAGCGACGGAAUACAGUCGACAUGAUGACCACUGUUGCAAGCGUCAAGAGACUGCAUUGAAAGAAAGAGACAGCGACACCUCCAUCUCCAUUCCAUCUGUGGAUCAUGAGGAGCUGGAACGCUCCUACAGUGGCUUCAGCAUCUCGCAAUCGAAGGAGAACCUGGACAAUGUCAACAAUGCCCCUUACGGUGGGGUCACUCCCUGGUCAAAGGUCAGACUGUACAUUGCGGAGGGUGAGUCAGACACAGACUCCGAAGCAUGCACCCCAUCUGGCCCUCCACCCAGAUCAGCAACGAGUGAGGGGGCACACUGUGACUUCACAUGGUCCUCAUCCAAAUAGACAAGGCCUCUGUUCAUUCGAUGAGCAAAAGUGACACCAAGAA